AUGCCUCCAAACCUCGAGGUGCGCGCCCACCGUCGCGACUAUUACGGUUCAAUCAACCACAAUGUCAAGGCAGUCUAUGACAAAUAUAUGGGCUGGUUCGAUGGGAACCCUGCCUAUCUCUGGCCGCUUCCUCCAGCAGAAGAGGCCAUUGAGUUUGUCAAAUGCAUGGGCGGGAGUGAAGCGGUUCUCGAAAAGGCGCAGGAGUAUAGCAAGAACAAGAAUCUCCGAUUUGCCGCUACCAUCUUGGAUAAGCUUGUCUUUGCAACUCAGAGCGAUCCAAAUGAGGAGGGACUGGCGGGGCGCCGAGUACUACCGCUACCCCGAUGGUCUGGCUGA
Messenger RNA from Penicillium paradoxum, 336 nucleotides. RefSeq names its product beta-lactamase domain-containing protein. Bases 1 to 336 code for a protein of 111 amino acids. Gene Ontology annotation, biological process: dodecyl sulfate metabolic process. The record is from RefSeq and is a predicted model, not a curated record. NCBI's taxonomy places the organism in Eukaryota, Fungi, Ascomycota, Eurotiomycetes, Eurotiales, Aspergillaceae. The transcript has a single exon. Gene Ontology annotation, molecular function: protein dimerization activity; linear primary-alkylsulfatase activity.